GACAGUGCGGCCUUAUGGACCUCGCCAGCGGAGAAGGCGGACAUCAAGAAGCGCCUGGUGAUGUUGAAGCAGCGCCAGAGCACCACUGCAGUGCGCCAGGGCAAGAAGGUGUCGCCCACGCUCCGUGAUGGGGCACUGCUGUGUGCGCUGUGGCAAUCCGGGGCAUAUGCCCAGUCGGAGGAGGAUUGUG
Molecule: messenger RNA, 190 nt
Organism: Effrenium voratum
Lineage: Eukaryota; Dinophyceae; Suessiales; Symbiodiniaceae
Source: the annotation of a GenBank genome assembly